This is a messenger RNA of Homo sapiens (human), 17345 nucleotides long. It is a transcript of the gene SSH1, whose product is annotated as slingshot protein phosphatase 1. Gene Ontology annotation, cellular component: synapse; midbody; cleavage furrow. The coding region runs from base 4399 to 7548 and encodes 1049 amino acids. Gene Ontology annotation, molecular function: protein tyrosine phosphatase activity; protein serine/threonine phosphatase activity; actin binding. The transcript is spliced from 15 exons. The record is from RefSeq and is a predicted model, not a curated record. Gene Ontology annotation, biological process: negative regulation of actin filament polymerization; excitatory chemical synaptic transmission; positive regulation of vascular associated smooth muscle cell migration. NCBI's taxonomy places the organism in Eukaryota, Metazoa, Chordata, Mammalia, Primates, Hominidae.
GGGCAGCCGGACCGGGGUGACCGUGCGAGGACUGUGUGCGAUGUGACCCUGUCUUGGGGAGCUGUGCGGGGACUUUGUGUGCGGUGUGACCCCUAUCGGGGGGCGACUUUGCAGGGACUGUGUAUGCAGUGCGACCCCUCUGGGAGUGUCUGCAGGAUACUGUGUGUGCGCUGUGACCCACAUCAGGGGGUUACCCCCAUCUUGGGGUGACCCCUGUUAGGCGGAGACUGUGUGCGUUGUGACCCCUAAGGGUGACUGUGCAGAGACUGUGUGUGCAGAUGUGACCUCGUGAUUGUGUGGGGACUGUGAUUUCAGGUGUGACCCCCAUCUUGGGUUGACCUCUGUCUGGGGAGGACUGUGCGUCUGUCGGGACUCCCAUUUGUGAGUGACUCUGCAGUGUGACCAGGGUCCAGGGGUGACUGGAUGUGCAACUGGGACCCUUGAUUGGGUGACUGCGUGAGCCGCUGGUUCUGAGACCUGUGGCCGGGGUAGUUCUAGGCCCUUUGCCUGUAUGCCUGGCUGUGCGAUGUGAGAUGUGACUGUUGCUGACCUGCCGUCCGGGGACUGUGCCAGCGUGAGACAGGCAUCUGGGAGUGCCCCUACAAACGUGUGAGAUUGUUUCCCCGCCUGCCGCCUCUGGAGUUCUGUCUGUAGGCGUGCCCGUGUCACUGUGUGACGGUGACCGAGCGUGCUGUGGGCUCUGUGUGGCUGUGUUUCACGUCUGUGCGUGCAGCCUUAGUCUGGCUUUUCCUUUCUGUAACAUCACUCAGGCCUGUGUGUUUAUGUGCAUCUAUCUUUCUGUGUGGCUGUGACCCAUUCUGGGUGAUUGCAUAGGUGCAUUCCUGGGUUGCGUGUCCUGGCACUGUGCGCGUUUUUGUGGGUCUGUGUGUGGCCCAGGUCCGUUUGCCUGGCCACUUUUUCCUCUGGGGUUGAUUGAGGGCACUGUUGCCCUCUUAGCCUGCAGGGUUGGCCUGGCUUGUCCUAGGCUGGGGCCUUGGGCCUCUGAGCAGGUCAGCCCUCUGUAGCUGCAGGGAUGACCCUCUGGUCGCGCAAUCUUGCCCACCAUCUCUUGAAGAACCCGUCAAGGCCUCUGGUCUAAACUCUUACCUAUAACAAGGCUGAGUGUCCGCCUGCAGACCCUUAGCUGUGUUUAGAGAAGACUGGAGGAGCGGCCCUGCGGUCCCAGGCCCAGGAAGUUCCGCAGCCAGCAUCUGGGCUCUUCAGCCCCUUUCUUUGUGGGAGGGAGUGGGGGAAGUUGACUGAUAACACGGGGGAGGUUUGUGUGUCUGAGAGAGACAAGAGAAUAAUGUUUGCAUUUGGCUUGACAGCCCUGUCUCCUGGUAGGGUAGUUCUUCAGCCUUGUUUUGCUGGGAUUGGCAGGGACAUUUUCAGAGUGGCUGGGAAGUUGAACCUUCACAGCCCCCUCCUUGGAGAGGAGAGGCCAUUCAUGAGUUAUCUAUACACAGAAGGUUCUAGUAAUCCCCCUCUACACGCUGAUUAGAGGCAAAAGAACACUGGCGAUCAAUAGCCUGCUACUGAGAAGUUAGGUUGCAGGAGCGCCUUUCCUUCCCACAGCGAGGAGGGGCUGUUUUCUGUUCCGGUCACUGCUGUCUGGCAAUUUAUGCACUUAAUCUCAGGUUCUCAUCACAAAAGUUUAUGUGAGGUAAGGGGAGAGGUUGGCUUCAGGCUGAACCUGUCAGCCCAGAUUUCUGAUUCAAAACCCCAUGUUCCUAGAGUUACUUGCAACCUAAUCUGUUCUUGUCUUACGCAUUUUAAGGUCUUAUUAUUUUUUAGUUACAUACCAUAAAUUUGCCAUUUUAAAGUGUACAAUUCAGUGGUUUUUAGUAUAUACAUGAGAUUGUGCAACCACCACCAUCUAAUUCCAGAACAUUUUCAUCCUCCCCAAAAUAGGAACCCUGUACCCGUUAGCCCUCACCUGCAGCCUCCCCCUGCCCCAUUCUCCCUAACCUUAGGCAACCACUAAUCUACUUUCUGUAUCUAUGGAUUUGCUUAUUCUGGACAUUUUAUAUAAAUGGAAUCACACCCUGUGUGGCCUUUUGUGUCUGGCUUCUUUGACUCAGCAUCACGUUUUCAAAGUUCAUGCAUAUUGUAGCAUGUGGCAGUACUUCAUUCCUUUUCAUGGCUGUAUAAUACUCCAUUGUAUGGAUGUACCACAUUUUGUUGGACAUUUGUGUUGUGUCUACUAGAUACAUUUUCAAUUAUUAUAUAAAGCAUUAUUUUUACCAAGUGCCAAUGACCCUGAUAAACAUAAAGUAAAACUCAGGCAGCUUUUAUUUGAUCAUAGCAAAGCUGCAGCAUUCAUUGCUUGGCUUUGAAUGCGCUGGGAUGUUUCCCGAAGGCAAGGCCCUCGUUCAGAUGUGUUGAGGUGAGAAGCAAGGUGGGAUGGAGACAGCAAGUGUGUAUGGGGUCAGGAGACCUAGGCCAGGCCGGUUCUGCCCUGGUCCGCCCUCGCUUGAGUUGCUUCCUGUGUGUGGGCCCUGGCUCAUCUAAAAGGACUGAAUUACCUCUUUCAUGUGUUCCUUGGCAGAUGUAGUUUCCCUGGAAUAACUGACCUGAGAUGGCCUUUCAUCUGAGAACCUCAGAGAGUGACCGAGAGUUAAAUGAUUGUGAAGUCCGUACCCCCAAGUCACGUCAUCACUCUUCAAAUUGCAACUUCAUAAUGAGUCAGACACUUAGGGCAGUGCUUUCCUGACACAGCCAGGCCUGCUGCCGGCGUGGGAAACGGGGGAUCACAGCCCUCAGUCCUAAGGCUCUCUUUUCUCUUUUAAUUUUCUUUUUUUCCCAGUCUUUGAUUAUGUCACUUAUGUCAUUUUCCUGUGAAUCUUAUCUCAGUUCCUUUGUGUGAACAGGCAGAGCACAAGAAUAGAUAAAUCAAUAAUUUUCAGGAAUGGAUCAUAACAUUGUUAUUUCUGAGAAACAUUCAAAGUGACUAAUUUUCAUGGGCAGAUCUCCAGGCACUUUUUUGGAUUGGACCAGAGUUUCUCAACCCACUGUUGAUACUUGGGACCAGAACAUUCUCUCUUGUGGGGGGACCAUCCUGUGUGUUGUGGGAUCCUGUCCUCUACCCACUAGGUGCCAGUAGUGACCUCCAGAAAAAUGCCUCCAGACAUCUUCCAAUGUCUCCUGUUGAGAGAACUUGCUCCGCAUUGAGAACCACUGGGUUAGACCCCAACAUACUCUUUGUCAAUUUGUUGCUCUUGUGACUUGUUUUGUGGUCAUUGAAGCCUUCCCUGCUCUUUCCACUUCUCCUUCAGUGUGGGGUAGGUGCCUCUGCAGAAUCUUGUAUGUACUUCAUCUUAAUAUGAUGUAGGGACUCCCAGGCCCUCUGGUGUACGCUUUUUUUUUUUUUUUGAAACGAAGUAUUGCUCUUUCACCAGGCUGGAGUGCAGUGGUGCAAUCUCGGCUCACUGCAACCUCCGCCUCCUGGGUUCAAGUGAUUCUCCUGCCUCAGCCUCCCAGGUAGCUGGGAUUACAGGUACAUGUCACCGUGCCUGGCUAAUUUUUGUAUUUUUAGUAGAGACAGCGUGUCACCUUGUUGGCUAGGCUGGUCUCGAACUCCUGACCUCAGGUGAUCCGCCCACCUCGGCCUCCUGCAGUGCUGGGAUUCCAGGUGUGAGCCACUGCGCCGGGCUGGUGUACUCAUUCUUGGUUGAAGUUGCCACCUCCUGGUGGGUGUCCCUUGCUGCCCAGGCCCCUCCCUACAUUAUCUCUGGACCCUUUUUCCUUCGCCCUUGGCUCCUGCCUCAUUUCUGUCCUCGAUCAGCCCUGCAUCUCUCCCAGCCAUCACAGCUUUCCAGGUUUCUCUUUCCCAUUCAAUGGGCGCCUCUGUGCAACAUAAAAAACAUGCCAAGUCCCAGCGGUGCGGAGUUGUUUGGGGGGUGUGUAUGUGUUUCCUUCUUAUUUUCAGUUUGCUCUCUGAAAGAAAAAAAAUAAAAAUAAGUCAUAGGUACUUCUGGAGCCCAAACUCGUGGCCUUUUAGAUUUCAGAAAAUAUUAAAUAUCUCUUUCUUGCAUUUAUAUAAAUAAACCGAUAGCCUAGGAUGUUUCGUAUCAAAUGUUUAAGUCUUUUCGAGAACCAUCAAGAGCUUUCAAGACCCACAAACAGACGGCCUGAUUCCUGGCCACCUUCCACUGUGCAAGUCUUGCCUGGGUUGGUUUUUUGAAAAUGGUGUUCAUCACUCAGCUGUUAUUGCCUGGCUCUGCGGAGGAAGUGGAUUCUCUUUAAACAUGACCCCCUCCCCUUAAAAGAGAAAAACAGGAUAAGGUCCAGAACAACCUCGGAAAGUUGAGGGCUGAGGGCUAAAAGACCGUGCUGGGUAACAACACCAGAUAGGAAAUGUUGAGCUAACAGGACUCCAUCCCCUGGACUGCGGCAGGAAUGUGGGUCAACAUUUGGAAACCUGAAAAUUCCCCCACGGAAAUGACUCCAAGGGACAGACCGGGAUUGUUGGAGGCUGGCAGCGAAGAAGAUCGAAAAUUAAACCUCAGCUUAAGUGAGAGCUUUUUCAUGGUGAAAGGCGCAGCCCUCUUCUUACAACAGGGAAGCAGCCCUCAAGGCCAGCGGAGUCUUCAGCACCCCCACAAGCAUGCAGGUGAUCUGCCUCAACAUCUUCAGGUGAUGAUCAACCUUCUGCGUUGCGAAGACAGAAUCAAGCUGGCAGUGCGCCUGGAGAGCGCCUGGGCGGACCGGGUCCGGUACAUGGUGGUGGUGUACAGCAGCGGGCGCCAGGACACCGAGGAGAAUAUCUUGCUGGGAGUGGACUUUUCCAGUAAGGAAAGUAAAAGCUGCACCAUUGGGAUGGUUCUCCGACUGUGGAGCGACACGAAAAUCCACCUUGAUGGAGAUGGUGGGUUCAGCGUGAGCACAGCAGGAAGGAUGCACAUAUUUAAGCCUGUGUCUGUCCAGGCCAUGUGGUCUGCCCUGCAGGUGCUUCACAAGGCCUGCGAAGUGGCCCGGAGGCACAACUACUUCCCCGGGGGUGUAGCUCUCAUCUGGGCUACCUACUAUGAGAGCUGCAUCAGCUCCGAGCAGAGCUGCAUCAACGAGUGGAACGCCAUGCAGGACCUGGAGUCUACGCGGCCCGACUCCCCCGCGCUAUUUGUGGACAAGCCCACUGAAGGGGAAAGGACCGAGCGCCUCAUCAAAGCCAAGCUCCGAAGCAUCAUGAUGAGCCAGGAUCUAGAAAAUGUGACUUCCAAAGAGAUUCGUAAUGAAUUAGAGAAACAGAUGAAUUGUAACUUGAAGGAACUCAAGGAAUUUAUAGACAAUGAGAUGCUACUUAUCUUGGGACAGAUGGACAAGCCCUCCCUUAUCUUCGAUCAUCUUUAUCUCGGCUCUGAAUGGAAUGCAUCCAAUCUGGAGGAACUGCAGGGCUCAGGGGUUGAUUACAUUUUAAAUGUUACCAGAGAAAUCGAUAAUUUUUUUCCUGGCUUAUUUGCAUAUCAUAACAUCCGAGUCUACGAUGAAGAGACCACAGACCUCCUCGCCCACUGGAAUGAAGCGUAUCAUUUUAUAAACAAAGCGAAGAGGAACCAUUCCAAGUGCCUGGUGCAUUGCAAAAUGGGCGUGAGUCGCUCGGCCUCCACAGUCAUAGCCUAUGCAAUGAAGGAAUUCGGCUGGCCUCUGGAAAAAGCAUAUAACUAUGUAAAGCAGAAGCGCAGCAUCACGCGCCCCAACGCGGGCUUUAUGAGGCAGCUGUCUGAGUAUGAAGGCAUCUUGGAUGCAAGCAAACAGCGGCACAACAAGCUGUGGCGUCAGCAGACAGACAGCAGCCUCCAGCAGCCUGUGGAUGACCCUGCAGGACCUGGCGACUUCUUGCCAGAGACCCCAGAUGGCACCCCGGAAAGCCAGCUGCCCUUCUUGGAUGAUGCCGCCCAGCCCGGCUUAGGGCCCCCCCUCCCCUGCUGUUUCCGGCGACUCUCAGACCCCCUUCUGCCUUCCCCUGAGGAUGAAACUGGCAGCUUGGUCCACCUGGAGGAUCCGGAGAGGGAGGCUCUGUUGGAGGAAGCUGCUCCACCUGCAGAGGUGCACAGGCCGGCCAGACAGCCCCAGCAAGGUUCCGGACUCUGUGAGAAGGAUGUGAAGAAGAAACUAGAGUUUGGGAGUCCCAAAGGUCGGAGCGGCUCCUUGCUGCAGGUGGAGGAGACGGAAAGGGAGGAGGGCCUGGGAGCAGGGAGGUGGGGGCAGCUUCCAACCCAGCUCGAUCAAAACCUGCUCAACUCGGAGAACCUAAACAACAACAGCAAGAGGAGCUGUCCCAACGGCAUGGAGGAUGAUGCUAUAUUUGGGAUCCUUAACAAAGUGAAGCCUUCCUAUAAAUCCUGUGCCGACUGCAUGUACCCUACAGCCAGCGGGGCUCCUGAGGCCUCCAGGGAGCGAUGUGAGGACCCCAAUGCUCCCGCCAUCUGCACCCAGCCAGCCUUCCUACCCCACAUCACGUCCUCCCCUGUGGCCCACUUGGCCAGCAGGUCCCGUGUUCCGGAGAAGCCAGCCUCUGGCCCAACCGAACCUCCCCCGUUCCUACCACCAGCAGGCUCCAGGAGGGCAGACACCAGUGGCCCUGGGGCUGGAGCUGCCCUAGAGCCACCAGCCAGCCUUUUGGAACCUUCCAGAGAGACCCCAAAAGUCCUGCCAAAGUCCCUCCUUUUGAAGAAUUCUCACUGUGAUAAGAACCCUCCCAGCACAGAAGUGGUAAUAAAGGAAGAAUCGUCACCCAAGAAAGAUAUGAAGCCAGCCAAGGACCUGAGGCUUCUGUUCAGUAAUGAAUCUGAGAAGCCGACAACCAACAGCUACCUGAUGCAGCACCAGGAGUCCAUCAUUCAGCUGCAGAAGGCAGGCUUGGUCCGCAAGCACACCAAAGAGCUAGAGCGGCUGAAGAGCGUGCCUGCAGACCCAGCACCUCCCUCCAGGGAUGGCCCUGCCAGCAGGCUGGAGGCCAGCAUCCCCGAGGAGAGCCAGGAUCCAGCCGCGCUCCACGAGCUGGGCCCCCUGGUUAUGCCCAGCCAGGCCGGGAGUGAUGAGAAGUCAGAGGCCGCCCCCGCUUCAUUGGAAGGAGGCUCACUGAAGAGCCCCCCUCCUUUCUUCUACCGCCUGGACCACACCAGUAGUUUCUCAAAAGACUUUCUGAAGACCAUCUGCUACACCCCCACCUCCUCUUCCAUGAGCUCCAACCUGACCCGGAGCUCCAGCAGCGAUAGCAUCCACAGUGUCCGUGGGAAGCCCGGGCUGGUGAAGCAGCGGACACAGGAGAUUGAGACCCGGCUCCGGCUGGCGGGCCUCACCGUCUCUUCCCCACUGAAGCGCUCACACUCUCUUGCCAAGCUGGGGAGUCUCACCUUCUCAACGGAAGACCUGUCCAGUGAGGCUGACCCGUCCACCGUCGCUGACUCCCAGGACACCACUUUGAGUGAAUCUUCCUUCUUGCAUGAGCCCCAGGGAACCCCGAGGGACCCAGCUGCAACCUCCAAACCAUCAGGGAAACCCGCCCCAGAAAACUUAAAGAGCCCUUCGUGGAUGAGCAAAAGCUGACCCGCCUUUUGCUGCGUCAGGCUGGGCGGAUAUUUUCAUAUGAUCCCUCCCUCACUUUCACUGUGGAUUUGGAUCGACCCCUUACAUCUUGAUUUCCCUUAAACGAGUGAAGUCAUCCUAACUUUUCCCCUACUCUUGCCAUAGAGAGGAGGAGAAGAAACUAACCAACAUGCAGCACAAGAAGGGGAGCUGUCAGUCGUGUGGCCUGGGAGAACCAGGAGCCGCCGGCCAGGAGACACAAAACUCCGCUCCCACCGUGUCUUCAAGAAGAACCAUGUUUUAGGAAGAACGUGCACACAUAGGCGCACACAUCCAGACUGUUCCCUUCGCAUCCUGCAGAAGAGUCCUGGUGGUGGCAGCCUCACCGCGGCACACGUUCUAGCUCAUUCUUGGCCUCGCAGAAAACUCUCGGAUGGCAACAUUAAGUCCUACCUCUGUUCUCGCUGCGCUUUUUAUUUUUAAAACACACGAAUGACCAAGGCUUGUUCCAGGGAAUAAUGCUCUGUCUGAAAGCGUUUUUCCAAAAAAAGAAUUUUUCGUUUUGUGUUUUGGUUGGGACCCCAGACGUGUCAAGACUUUUAACCCGACAGCCCCAAGCACUGCUGAGUAAAGUCAUCAGAUGAGUAGUCCCACGCUGUUGUUGAGCUGACUCUGUGCCCGAAUGGUGGUGCAGGCGCCCUGUCCUGGUUGUGUUGUUACGUGUUUGACCAGCACAGGGGUCCGGUGGGGAAAAUGUAUGGGUUGUUCUCAGUUGUUGCUAAUGCUGAAGUUUAAAUCUCAAGGGGAAGGGCCCACCUGCAUUGUUGAGUGUCUGCUGCUGAAACACAUGAUUGUGUUUAGGUUUGAAAUUGCUCAAGUGUCUGGCUCAGGUGGUGGUUCUGAGACACAUCGUCCUGCUGAGAGCCCAGAUGCUUAGGUCCACUAGGGCCCAUCUAGGGAAGGGAAAGGAGAUUUCAGCGGCUUCCCCGAAAGGAACGGGACUGUCGGGAUGCUUCCCGGAUGUCUACAGUUGCCCCUUCCUGCAGUGAGAUUACUGCUUCCUGUUUCCCUCCAGCUCUUCCCAGCAGCAGUGAGGGAGUAUAAGAGGGAUCUGUAGUCGCUGCCUGGCUCUGUGGGCGGCCCCUUUAAGACUCAGGUGAGCUCAGCCAGUCCCGCUGCGCCAGGCUUGAAUCAAAGGUGUCAGCAAGCUAGAUGUCAAAACAUUUCGAGAGAGAGGCAGCUUGCAGAAAAGCAGAAAGGUUGAAUUCAGGGGUCAGCAAACUAUGGCAUGUGGCCCCGUGAGCUAGGAAUGGUUUUUCCUCUUUAAGACAGGGCCUGGCUCUGUCACCUAGGCUGGAGUACAGUAGUGCAAUCAUGACUCACUGCAGCAUCAACCUCCCUGGCUCAAGCGAUGGCUUUUACCUUUUUAAGGAGUUGUAAAAAAAAGAAAUAAUAUGUGACAGAAUUCAUGUGGCCCACAAAGCCUGAGGUACUUACUGUCAGGCCCUUUGUAGAAAAAGUUGCUGACCCCUGGUUUGAUUUGCCACACAGGGCUGCUCAUGGCCCUGUAGGAAGAAACUGGGUAAAUGUGAAGCCCUCUGCCUCUCUGACACCUAAGGCCAGACCCUUCCCUCCUCCCGACCACAAGCUUUGCCAGCCCCGCACUAGCCUCACCUGUGCAGGAUGGAGUAGGUUGCGUACAUGGGGGAAGGCAGGUGAACACAGUUGGCUGAAGCUCUUCCACAAUUCCAUCUUGCCCUCAGCUGGGUCCGCCAGAUUAACUCAGUGAAACCAGAAAGCCUUCAAGGACCAGCUGAAUUCUGAAAGUGAGUGAGUGAGCCAUCAUCUUAACAUUGGCCAGAACUGUGUUCCCCAAAGCUAUUCUAGAAAGCACCCCAGGAGGGAUCUGCAGGAACAAGGCUAGUUCAUAUUUUACCUAGUGAGCACAGUUUUUGCAAAAAUCCUCCCUCCAGGACUUUGUCUCCUUGGAGUGAUUUUUAAAAAUACAUACAUUACUUUAUAGGGAGCUGUUUUCCCACUAGUGUCAAUUAAAAUCACCUUAAAAGGUGAUUAUCCACUUAUUCCUAAACCCCUGUGGGUUGUUCCCCCUUUCCCUCAGCCAACAAAAGCAUAGCCUCAAAAAAUAUCAAGUUCGGUAUGUUUUGCCAAAUCAAAUUUCAUGUGGUAGAUCAAUUUUUGUGUCAAAAUAAUCUUUUAAAUUUAGUGAUGACAGGCUUUUGUUGGUUUUUUAACCACGUCUAUGUAUGAGAAUGAUAUAUUUUUGAAAACUUUAAUUUUGAAAGCCAUAAUUUUUCUUAUCUAAAGAGUUGGGGGGUGGGGUGUGGAAUCUGGAGAGUACAAGUUGGUCUUUGGCUUCUGGCAAACUUACCCAUUCAUUUUUGGAAGCACAGCUAGCAUAUCAACAUCCAGACGAGAGCGCUGGUCCCGUCCACAGAGCAGAGUGAAGCAUUCUGGACUUGAUGCUUAAUAGCCUGGCCUGGAGAAAAGGGUAAGGUUUAUUUUUGGAAACCCAGAUCAGUUGCAUGUAAACAGAUGGCACAUGGCUAUUUAAAAUGCUGUAUGAUGGGGCCGGGCGCGGUGGCUCACGCCUGUAAUCCUAGCACUUUGGGAGGCCGAGGCAGGCGGAUCAUCUGAGGUCAGGAGUUCUAGACCAGCCUGGCCAACAUGGUGAAACCCCGUCUCUACUAAAAAUACAAAAACUUAGCUGGGUGUGGUAGUGCGUGCCUGUAAUCCUAGCUACUUAGGAGGCUGAGGCAGGAGAAUCGCUUGAACCUGGGUGGCGGAGGUUGCAAUGAGCCGAGAUCGCGCCACUGCACUCCAGCCUGGGUGCAAUGAAACUGGGAGUGAAACUCCGUCUCAAAAAAAUAAAAUGCUGUAUGAACAAGAUGAGCAUUCUGUCAGGUGUCGGGACACCUGGGCAAAGACGAAUUCAUGCUGUCUGUGAAAAGGAAGUUUGCACUGUAACAUAUGCCAUAGCUUGGCCCUUGCUUUGUAUGCAACCUUAGCUGAUGGGGAAAAUUCCAAACAUAAGUGGCACAGGAAAGAGGCAGGCAGAGGAGGCAGGGGUCUGUGCUGUGCAAGUCACUGGUUUUUUAUGACUAUCAUUUUCAUUGAAUGCAUUUGUUGAAUUGGGACAAAAGGAACAUUUUCUAAAUCAGCUUGAUACUCUUUAUAAAAAACAGCUGAAUCUUAUCUUCUGCCUCACAUUAAUUCAUGUGGCAUGCCAAAAGUUAGACUGAACUUUUCUACAUCUUCACCUUGCAUUGAUACAGGAAAGUCUUCUCUUUAAGUCUUGCUAAGUAUAAGGGGGAUAGUGGUCACGGGAAGAGGAGAACCGGGGCUGCUCUCGGAUGGUAAUUGACAAUGCCGAUUUCCAUUUCUUUGUCUUACGGCUACUUCCGAGCCUUCUAGCAAGGUCCCUGGUUGCAUGUAUUUCCUAAGAGCAGAGUUUAUUUCUCUUUACAUUCCCUGCUUCCUUGCUCUCCAUGCAGGGACCCCAGCCAACCUCUGGGCUGUUGAAUAGCUCUCUGCUGGGUGGCAAGCCCUUCUCCUUGGCACCCUGUUGCUUAAGCAUACAGAUUGCUCACCAGGUGCACACAGACAGCUGUACUGUCCAAGCCCAUUCUGCUCCACCCUGUCCUCUUCAGCUAAAGAGCAUUCCAGUAAUCUAAAGCCCUUUUCCCCUGGAGAAGUCCAGAGUUUGCAGCAGUGUGGAGCUGAGCUUGAACAGAACAGACCCUCAGCACGGCCCUGGACUAAUGCACUCUUAUCUGAGGGCAGUCCAUUCUAGAAGGUUGAUGAAUUUCCCUACCACUCUCCUGGGGACCUUUUCUCUCUAGUGGGAACAAAUGCUACAUAAUUUAGUCAAGAUCCUAUUAAGUCAUCUCACCUGAGGCAUCUGGAGAGGGAGUUGCCUUCCAUUGGUGGGAAAUUGUUGGUGCCAGAAUACAUUUUGCCCAAAACUCUUCUCAUUGGCUGGCCACCUAGCAGGGCUCCUCUAAACACGCAACUCAGCGAGGGGACCCCCUUCACCUCUGGCAAGAGAGCUGGGUAGAUCAGAAACUUGGUGACACCUGGCUAGCACAGAGCAGGCUCACUUGUCUUGGUCCCACUACCCAGAUUCCUGCAGACAUUGCAAACCAAAUGAAGGUUGUUGAAUGACCCCUGUCCCCAGCCACUUGUUUUGUUAUCAUCUGCUCUGCAGUGGAAUGCCUGUGUGUUUGAGUUCACUCUGCAUCUGUAUAUUUGAGUAUAGAAACCGAGUCAAGUGAUCAUGUGCAUCCAGACACACUGUGUCACCUGAGCCACAGAGCAAAUCACCUUAACGAUCUGGAAUGAAACUGUGACCAGUGCCGCCCUGGGUGGUUCUGGAGAGACUGCCGUCUUCUUGUUUGGCCAUAGGUGCUGGGGCCCCGGCUUCAGUCACUGUCUCAGACAGGAGUCCCGAUAAGCAGAUCACCAGUCCUCCACUGUCCUUCCUGUCGGCCUUGCUGCAUGAGAAGAUAGCUGCUUCCUCCCUCUUUUCCUACACUGUAAUUAUUGUUUUACAAUUGAGUGCCUUAAUAAUAGUUUACAAAUACUAUGUAUUUAUGCAAAACUGUUAAAGUCUCAUCUGUUAUGAUUGGAUACUUGGUCUUGUCAGUAGUGGUCAGCAUUGGGUUGUGAGCUUGUCCUACUCCAUACGUGUUUAUCCUGCUAUGCAGUUUUACAUUGUGUGUUCACAUCUAUUCCAAGGAGCCUUGCUAGAAACAACACUGGCGGUUCCUGCAGGCCAGGCAGGCAUUGGCCCAUGCUGUGUCCCAUAGGAGCCAAUGAAAGAACGUAGCUUGGUCUGCUAGCCAGCCGUGGGGUGGCGCAGGCCAGGCAGCCUCUGCACCAGAGUCCAGCACCUGCCCAUUCCCCAGUCACACAAUCAUACUCUUCUUUCAUAGAGAUUUUAUUACCACCUAGACCACCCUAGUUUUCCUCUCUGUUAGUGUCCUGAGCUCUUUUGCAACAAAAUGUAGGUACAGACCAAUCCCUGUCCCUUCCCCAAUCAGGAGCUCCACACCAUGAGUUGUUUGGUUUUCCAGAAGCUGCCAGUGGGUUCCCGUGAAUUGCGUUAAGAUAUCGAUGAUUUUUUUUAUUGUUUUUCUUCUUGUUUUUUUAAAUAAUAUAUUUAAAGGCAGUAUCUUUUGUACUGUGAAUUUGCAGUAGAAGAUGCAGAAUGCACUUUUUUUUUACUUCUGUUGGUGUGUAUUGUAUAUAGUGUGUGUGCUUCUUGUGAUGAAAAUAAACUUUUUCUUUAUAAAUUCCUGAUGACUGAGUUUAUAUAAAAGGAAACUGCUUCCUCAGCCCUUGCCAAAACAGUCUGAUACAUCGUCAUCAUCAUCGUCAUUGACAUGGCCAGUCUUUAUUGAGCAUCUAUUACAUGCUCAGUUCUUUGCUAGAAAACCUGGACAAGUUACACCAAAGAAAGGACCACAGGAAGAAAUGAUAGUUCCUCCUGGAACUAGUCUGUUUUCUUUCUAAUUUUGUCAGUAAGCAAGAACAGGCCCACCUGUGGGUGGUCCUUUGUGUACCAAAAAAAAAAAGUUACCCACCAGGAAAGGAUUUGGACUUUGGGUGGGUUCUCUUCCCGUACAAGUAGGAAAUGUAAAGCCAGAGGUGUGCACUAAAGAACAUCUAACCUGCUCCCACCAGCCCUGGUGGGAGAGGGAGGACCCUGGAGGCUAAGUACUGCUGGUUUCCAAGGUGCAUGCUCAUGUCCCAGUCCACUUCACCCCAGGCAGCUUUUGGUGGCUCUUCUCCCUUGGACACUCAGGAGGCAGAGCUGCUUCCAUUUUUUUUUUUUUAAUUUUUUUUUUUUUUUUUUUGAGACUGGGUCUGGCUCUCUUGCUCAGGCUGGAGUUCAGUGGUGCCAUCAUAGCUCACUGCAACCUCGACUUCCUAGGCUAAAGUGAUCCUCCUGCCUCAAGCAAUCCUCCCACCUCAGCCUCCCCAGUAGCUGGGACUACAGGCGUGCACCACCUUGCCCCGCUAAUUUUUACAAUUUAUUAUAGACAUGAAGUCUCGCUUUGCUGCCCAGGCUGGUCUUUAAUUCCUGUCUUCAAGUGAUCCUCCCACCUUGGCCUCCCAAAGUGCUGGGAUUACAGGUGUGAGCCACCUCAACUUCCAUCUUAAAAUUCUGCCUCCUUAGAGUUCUUUGCUUUCUGCUGUGUAGUCAGGGAGGAGUCACAUUCACUCAGUCUCCUCUGUCUGGAUGCGAUACAUCAUUUCUACUUGCUUUCCAGUGGGCAGGGCCCAGUCACAGGGUCCCAAUGCAACAGCCAGGGAGACUGGGAAAUGUAUGGGGCACAUGUAUUUGGUGAGCACUAACUGUCACAAGUACCUGGGCGUGACCCCUAAAUUCCAGUGCCUGCAGAGCCAGGAAGUAUUUUGUUCAGUUCAUCUGGACUUGCUCUGUCUCUCAACUGGACUCAAAAGACUGAUGAAUAAACCAGAAUGCAAGUUUAUUACUUUACCAAAAGAAUUAUAAUCAUCAAGCAGACCAGAUUGCUCACAUGCUGAUUAGCACAUUUAGUCCUGCUAGGUAAGUCUUUCUUUUUUUGAGACAGCCUGGAGUGCAGUGGCAGUCAUGGCUCACUGAAGUGUUGAUCUCCUGGGCUCCAGCAAUCCUGCCUCAGCCUCCCAAGUAGCUGGGACCAGAGCCACACACUGCUGCACCCAGCUAAAUUUAUUUAUUUAUUUAUUUAAAAGAUAGGGUCUCACUAUGUUGCCCAGACUGGUCUUGAACUCCUGGUUUCUGAUGAUCCUCCUGCCUCAGCCUCCCAAAGUGUUGAGAUUAUAGGCAUGAGCCACUGUGCCCAGCCCCUUCUAGGUAAAUCUCUAUGGGGUGCCAAAUUUUGGUUAAGAAUUGCUUAUUGAAUAUUAAAAGUUUAGUGGGAUGCUUCUUUUUUUUUUUUCUUUUGAGAUGGAGUUUAGCUCUUGUUGCCCAGACUGGAGUGCAAUGGUGUGAUCUCAGCUCACCGCAACCUCUGCCUCCUGGGUUCAAGUGAUUUUCCUGCCUCAGCCUCCCGAGUAGCUGGGAAUACAGGCAUGUGCCACCACGCCUGGCUAAUUUUGUAUUUUUAAUCGAAAUGGGGUUUCUCCAUGUUGGUCAGGCUGUUCUCAAACUCCCAACCUCAGGUAAUCCACCCGCCUUGGCCUCCCAAAGUGCUGGGAUUAUAGGCAUGAGCCACCGCGCCAAGCCACAGGAUGCUUCUAAUAGUGUUAUCAAGCUAUAAUGCAGCCCUCUCUGUAAAAUGUUUUAAAAACAAAUCACUGAGGGUCAUGGUUCAAGACACUGUUCUCUGGCAAGGUUGAAGAUAGCUAACAAAUUCUCUUUGGGUUCCAGCCAUGAAUGGGGUGGGAUGGGCCCCAGCAAUCUGUAUGUUUCUGAGAUUCCCUGGGAAUUCUGAUGGCCAAGUUUAGAAACCAUCAAAAUAAGAAUAUGAUGCAACUGAGUAGGCUCACGCUUUGCUAAUUACAUUGCACACAUGCUUUUUGGAGACAACACCCACACUACCCUAACAAUGUGUGUUCAUAAAACUCAUCCGAUACUUAUUUGUUCAAGGCCCUAGGACAAUAUUCCUGUAAUGGGCUGCUUUUGCCCUGAUUUCCUCCUCAGAGUAACUGUCUCGCGGUUGGGCACGAUCCCAGAUCACAUCUACAGUGGAGGUGGUUUUGCUGGGGAGGAUCCGCAUGCUUGUUUGUGUUUAUGCCUGGGGAACCCCCUCUUGGCAAGAUGUUCGGGAGAGGCUCCAAAGGCAGCACAGAGGACGGCUUGGAACUUAGGGGGAUUCACUUUAUGGUAAAGAAGCCCUUUCUAAAGGAGAGCUCCACCCAGGAAACACCACCCACCCACGCAUCCUUGCCUCCUAAAACCAGGUUAUGUUUAUCACAUACCUUCUAUGUGCUUUACAUAAAGAAUCCCCUGGAAUUCUCCAAACUGGGCAUUGUGGUCUGUGAUGCAUAUCUCAAAAGAGGUGAGAGGGUUGGGCACGGUGGCUCACGCCUGUAAUCCCAGCACUUUGGGAAGCCAAGGCAGGUGGAUCACUUGAGGUCAGAAGCUCAAGACCAGCCUGGCUCACAUGGUGAAACGCCGUCUCAACUAAAAAUACAAAAAUUAGCCGGGCAUGAUGGCGGGCGCCUGUAAUCCCAGCUACUCGGGAGGCUGAGGCAGGAGAAUCGCUUGAACCCAGGAGGUGGAGGUUGCUGUGAGCCAAGAUUGCACCACUGCACUCCAGCCUGGGUGACAGAGUGAGACUCUGUCUCAAAAAACAAAAAAAAGAAAAAAAAAGGUAGAGGAGAGUCCUUUUUCUAACUUUCUUGAACUCUUUGGACUACCUUGGGAUCCUUCUAUUAACUGCCUUGUUGGCAUUAUUCUCAGUUUAUGAAAAAACAGGCCCACAGAGUGGAAGUAAUUUGCCUACAGGUACAUCUAAAAAUUGAUGAAGCCAGAUAGGAACUGCUCCCUCAUCAUCUGAAACCCUUCCCAGAGCUGUCUCUCCCACCCCAGAAGUAGAAAGAAGCCAGACAAAGAUGCAUCUUGAUCUCCCUUGUGGUUUCAGCAAGGAAGCAGAUGAGUUGGAGAUGAAGCCCCCAGCCCCUGGGAAAUUGGACCCACUUCUUGCUCCAAAGGCUAUUGGGGUGACACAAGGUGUGUUUCUUUCCCGUAGAUCAUAUUCACCAUAUUUUGCCUUUAAAUGGAAAUUGUGCAUCCUGAAGUACCUUGUUAAGAGUCCAUUUUCAACCUGAAAUUCCUUUUUUUUGUAAACCACUUCAGCAAAUACAGUGUGGCAUUUACAUUAGCAACCUCCCAGCCUAGGAGAGGAUGCUCCAGCAUCCGACUCUAAAAGACAAAUUUGGGCACGGUGGCUUGACGCCUGUUAUCCCAACACCUUGAGAGGCCGAGGCAGGCAGAUUGCUUGAGCCCAGGAGUUCAAGACCAGCCCAGGUAACAUGGUGAACCCCCAUCUCUACCAAUAAUACAAAAAUUAGCCAGGCAUGGUGGUGUGCCAGUGGUCCCAGCUACUUGAGUGGCUGAGGUGAAGGAUCUCCUGAGCCUGGGAGGCAGAGGUUGCAGUGAGCCGAGAUCGAACCACUGCACUCCAGCUUAUGCAACAGAGCAAGACCGUGUCUCAAAAACAAAUAAAAAUAAAAGAUUUUAAAAAGACAAAUUAUCCCACAAAUGGUACAUUGUGGUGGUGGUGGUGGUGGUGGUGGUAGACCUCCCUCUUGCUCUUGAAAUUGGAUCAGAACAAACUGACAAUGCUACCUACUUCAUGGGGUCAUUGGUGAAUUCACUGAUAAUGCAUGCAAAUCCCCUUCUGCCUGGCACACUACCUAAUAAAUAAAUGGUGGUUGUUAUUGUUGGAAUUGGAGGAUAUAUUCCUAGUUGCAAGGGUUUCACAUGUAUUACCAAGUUAAUCCUCACCGCAGAUAUGAUUCUGUUUUACAGAGGAAGCAGUGGAUGCUCAGAGAGGUUAGGUAACGUGGGUCAGGGACACACAGCCAGGAAGGGGCAGAGGCUGGGAGUGCCUGACUCCAAAUUCAUGCAAUUUCUACCCCACCAUCUUCUCCCCAAGGAAAAUAGUCCCUAAUGCAUGUGUGCAAUGCUUAGAGGGCAGUAGAUGCUCAACAGAUGCUGAGAGAGUGAGGGAGUAAAUGAGAUAUGCCAUGAAAAGGAGCCCCUGUGGACUUAUGCGUGCGUUUGUUUAACUUGUGGGCAAGUACUUAUAGACAGGUGCAAACAAUAAAUCUCCUUUUGCAACUGA